UUGAAAACACAAGUCUUUUAUUUCCUUGUUGAAUAUUAAUUUGAUUAUUUAUCAUUAGAAUAUGAUUUUGAUCAAUUCAUAAAAUAUGGAUUAUCAAUAUACAAUAUAAAUGUCGGAGCCAAAUGAAGAUAAAUGUAUAAUACUACACUCAUUCCAGUAACUACAGUAGUCAUUCCAGUCACUACAAUGGUCACUACCACUGUUUCAACUGAUGCAGAAUCUGUUAACAACGAUGAUAAUUUUUUGGAGGUUUCAGUUAGCACAGCAUUUUACACACCAUUCGCACUCUUACUGGGAAUCGUUGUGACAAUUGUUUUAUUUAAAUGUUACUAUAGAAAACGGAGAUCGCUGAAACCCAGAGUACGAGAAGAAAGCUUCCAUCAUGACAACGCCGUGUACUGGGACCAUGAUGCAGCAUUCCAAUUGGACGGAAUGGUGGAACUGAGAGAACAGAGAAGAACAGAAACUGUAUUCAUUACUGACAGCAGACAUCGGGGUAUACAGACAGACAUAGGUGGAGAUUGCAUACAUAAUUUCGAAAGGACCUACCAACAGGACGAACUAGAUAAUAUGUCACUGGCACCAUUGCCCCCGCCACCACCACCGCCAAUCGAUGAUCCGUUUUCACAGGCAAUGGCACCAAACCCACCUAGUCGUAGGUCAAAAGACGACUGUAUCCGAACUGUACCAAGUUACCGGAAAUCAAACAUACCUAGUACCUUACAGAAAACAUGGAUUUUCAACAGUGAAGAUAAAUUAGCAACAAGCGAUCAUUUCCAAGAAAUUCUGGAUGAAGCUUUCCAAGAUCAAAACUCACCUCUCCAUCAAAGGGAAAGCCAUUAUAUGUCUGUUCCUAGUGUUGUUUUAAUUCCAAAUCCAGAAGAAGGUCCACCAUGUUGUCACGACGUCCGCCAUUCUUACAUUAACAUUAAAAAACUGGACGGAAACACGAUGUCCGAAAAUAGUCUAAAUAGUUCGCAACAGAUUCUCAUGGACUACGAAAACACAAGGGUUUGGGUCAAAUCAAAGGAAAGUGAUCUUAGUGACGACGAGUCACAUAUUGACUUCCGUGACGCAAAUUUUCAAGACUGUGUGAGGAAUACUUUACAUAGAAAGGAAAUUAAAUCACGUAACAUAUCGGAAGUAGACGAUCAAUACUCAUCUUUCGCUACUCUAUCAGCACCAAAAAAGCCAGAGAGACCACGAACUGGUUACGUCGUUAUGGAGUUGACAGAGGAAGUGAUGUCAUUCCUGAAAGUAAAGGAGAAUAAAGUUGGGAAACCGUUAACUCUGUCUCACGAAAACAUUCCGCCUGAAAAAAUCUAUUAUGAUGACCGCCUGAAAAAUGGAUAUUUAUCGAUGUAUGAGAAUUAAUACUAGUAACCAAAAUGCAGGUGAUAGUAAAUAAACCUACAUGUGUAUUUUAGAGUAAACAUAAAUAAGAUAUAUUCAUUUUGAUAUCGGUAACAGAUGUUCGGCUAUACAUGUAUUACCAUUGAGAAAAUAUGAGUUGAGGUUGUUGGGCGUGGGCUUUUGAGAAAACUUGAGUUAAGGUUGUUGGACGUGGCCUUUCUUUAUAACUUUUUGUAUUUCCGUUGUAUCUUCCCAAGUAAUGCCAAAUAAAAUGAAGCCUCUAAACUUUUCCGUAUUUUAUUCCGAUUCGGCACAAUUUUUGAUAACUUUUUUAUACCUUUAGUCUGGUAUCUACUCCAGUGUUUUAUAAAAUUGAGAUUAUCUCUGCUAUACUCCCAUACCAUCUGUGUUUUUAACUUCAAUGUUAUGUGAAUAGGAAGAUGAUUUUAAUGUCAGUAACGAACAUGUCUUAUCAUGAUUGACCGAGCAGCAUGAAAGGUCACAGCAAGACAAAACAAAGGAUUGCCUUUCUUUUAAUAUUCAUUAGCCCACAUGAAACUUUCUAGCUGUGUUUAUCAGUGAAUGUUUUGUUGGUUUAGACGUUUUCGCUAUCAAUGAAAACUAGAUAUAUUUGUAAAUGUGUUUAAAUAACAAUCUAUCAGCACAGCAAUCGACCUAGUGCUGUAAACAAUCGGAGCGUCCCUGAUACUUGUCAGGAUAUGCUUCCGUCAAGAACUUUUGAAACAUUUGAAAGCAAGUAAGUAUUAGUCAUGUCAGUGGCGAAACAUGGUUUACUGGGCCUAUGCUACCAUCUUGCACCAGUGUGCAUGAUUUAUGUUUAUUUUAUAUUUUGGUGAGUGGUUAUAAUUAACCGUAGCCAUAACUCAUUUCCAAAACGAACCCUAAAGAUUCGAGAUUAUCUCUGAUCUUAUUAUUUUUCGAAAAGUUACAGUUUUUCCAUUGUUUUGGUUUUUUUAUGAAAUGUACUAUAACUGUGUAUAAAUGUAUAGAAUAAAGUGUUUGUACAGAGAAAUAAAAAAUAUAAAAUUCA
Molecule: messenger RNA, 2404 nt
Organism: Mytilus trossulus (common blue mussel)
Lineage: Eukaryota; Metazoa; Mollusca; Bivalvia; Mytilida; Mytilidae
Exons: 6
Coding region: 133-1374 (413 amino acids)
Source: RefSeq, a predicted model, not a curated record